Amphimedon queenslandica is the source of this 5576-nucleotide messenger RNA. Its product is annotated as deleted in malignant brain tumors 1 protein-like. The coding region runs from base 122 to 5482 and encodes 1786 amino acids. Gene Ontology annotation, cellular component: membrane. The record is from RefSeq and is a predicted model, not a curated record. Lineage: Eukaryota; Metazoa; Porifera; Demospongiae; Haplosclerida; Niphatidae. The transcript has 31 exons.
UUAGGCUUAGUAAAAAUUAUUCAGCUCAGCUAUAAUUUGGGCUGUGGUCUUUUUGACAUGGCUUCUUACCCUAUAUUAUAUCAAUCUGCAGCUCUUGUUGACAUUAUACUGUUACCUAAUUAUGGAGCUGACAUGCCCGUUGCUAUCAGCUUUGCCUUUUCUCUUUUUUGUCUUAUUUUCUGCUCUAGAUCUAGCUCAUUCUCAGUCUUGUAGCAAUAAUGGAUCAGUCAGACUCACAACUAAUUCAGGCUACGGAGCAGUUGAGUUGUGUUUCAACGGUACUUGGGGCUCAAUCUGCAGGGAUUUCUGGGACAAUAAUGAUGCAAGUGUGGUCUGCAGCCAGUUGGGAUUCUCACCUUAUGGUGCAAUUGCUUCUCCAGUCUAUCGUUCUUCUACUCUCUCAUCUCAUCACAACUUCAACUUUACUUGCAACGGUACAGAAGACUCCCUACUCAACUGCAGCUAUACUAUACUCAGAGAUUAUUCAUGCCCUUUAAGCAGUGAUGCCAAUGUAUUCUGUCAAUCUAAGAAUGAUGUGGCAGAAUCAAACUGCACUGACGGUGAGGUUCGUCUGAUUGGAGGCUCAAAUGAUUAUGAGGGAAGAGUUGAAGUCUGCAUCAAUAGAGCUUGGGGUAGUAUCUGUGGCUCAAGCUUUGGUACUGCUGAUGCUAAUGUAGUCUGCAGAAGAAUUGGAGCAAUUCCUAAUGGGUUUGCUAGUAGAGUGGGUAGUCUAGGUUUUCCAAGUGGGACAGCAACUUAUCCGUUACUAGGAAGCUUGUAUUGCUUUGGAACGGAGCCCGAUCUCACCAAAUGCAACCAAAAUUAUCUUCACGCUCGAACUUAUUCAUUUUGUCGGUCUCGCUCAAAUGAUGCAGCAGUCCGGUGCGAACCAUUCUGUACUAAUGGUACAGUCAGGAUUAGCAAUAAAGGGGCUGAGUAUGGUAAUGUUGAAGUUUGUAUUGAUAGUACGUGGAGGACGAUUUGUUCCAAUAGUUGGAGCUAUGAAGAGGCAGCUGUGGCGUGUAGGGAACUGGGGUUCUCUAAGUAUGGUGCUGUCCCUGGAAUUGACUAUAGUCGAUGGCCUGUUGGUUUGACUGUGAACUGCACUGGAACUGAGGACAAUAUUUGGGACUGUGCGUAUUCCUUGACUGAUGAAAUACCCAAUAGUUGUUCACGCUUUUCCCCAGCAUCAAUCUAUUGUUAUAACUCAACCAUACCUGAUAAUUGUACAACUGGUGAUGUUAGACUGGUCGGUGGUAAUGCUGUUAAUCAAGGAAUAGUUCAAGUAUGCAUCAAUCAUUACUGGGGGACAACCUGCAGACAAUCCUGGCAUAACAGUGAAACAAUGGUUGCUUGUAAUCAGCUUGGCUUUCAGAGAUAUGGUGGAAUGCAGGUUGAUAGCAGGACUUUUGAACUAGUUACAAGUAGACCAAAUCUCUUCACUAACAUGUAUUGUAAUGGAAGAGAGAACUCUCUCUUUGACUGUAGUAGAAACAUGUUUAUUUCAUCCCUUGUGUCUCGUACAUGUGGUUCAAGAAAUUAUGAUGUUGCAAUAACCUGUGAAGUCCCGUGUACUAGCGGUGACAUAAGAAUUGCGGGUGGACCUACUUCUCUCAUAGGACGUGUUCAAAUAUGUUCCAAUAGGACUUGGGGGACUAUUUGUUCUGACUACUGGGAUACAACAGAUGCCAGGGUAGUCUGUAAACAACUAGGAUAUUCAAAUUAUGGUGCUAUUGCUAUCAGAAAUGCAUUUAGUGACUCGCUAUGGCCUACACACAUUACGGAUUUGAAUUGCAUUGGAGAUGAGGACAGCAUAUGGAACUGCUCUUUCAACAGACAGCCACCAAGAAACUGCUUCUGGGAUGCAUCAGUCUCUUGCCAAUGGAGCAAUAAUACAAAUGUGACCAGUUGCAAAACUGGUGAUAUACGACUUGUUGGUGGUCAGACAAUCUACGAGGGAAGAGUUGAAAUCUGCAUAGAUAGAGUAUGGGGUACCAUAUGUGGGUCUAACUGGGGAAUCCCUGACAGCAACAUAGUCUGCAAACAAUUAGGACAUAUUGGAUUAGGAUCAAUAGCAUACACUACUUCUAAUAAAUUUGGUCGUGGCAUUGGACCCAUUCACUUAACAAAUGUCCGUUGUAGUGGAAGGGAAUCGAACUUGCUUAGCUGCUCACACACUCCUUACAUUAGUCCAUCAUCUUGUACUCAUUUCAAUGAUGUUGGUGUCAAAUGUGAAGCAUCUUGUGAGAAUGGUACCAUUCGUCUAUACAGUAACAGCGAUAGCUACUUUAGGAGAUAUGGCAGAGUACAGAUAUGCAUUAAUAAUGUCUGGGGAACUAUAUGUGAUCAGUCAUGGGAUGAUAAUGAUGCUAGCGUAGUCUGUAGAAUGUUAGGAUAUUCUCCUUAUGGAGCAACUGCAUUGAAUAGAACUUUCACCGAGGGAGUUUGGCCUUUCCAUAUUCGUGAGUUAAACUGCACAGGAAGUGAAGACUCUAUUUGGGAUUGCCCACAUGAUAACAGGCCAAGAUCUAACUGUGGGACAACCAAUGAUGCAGCUAUAGUUUGUGAAUUGUCUACUGCUCAGCCAUCAGACUGUUCUACUGGUGAUUUAAGACUGAGAGGUGGCAGUACACAAUAUGAAGGAAGGAUUGAGAUGUGUUAUAAUGGUCUCUGGGGCUCAGUUUGCUACUCUGGUUUUGGUUACAAUGAACUACUUGUGGUUUGCAAUCAGCUUGGCUAUCAAAGAUUUGCUGUUAGGGCAUCAUCCGCUCAGUUUGGUUCCAGUCGUUUGCCAGUGUUCACUCUAUCUGGUAGAUGUACACGUUCUCAUACUGGCAAUCUUACUAGCUGUGCACAAAAAACCCUGCCUGGUCCUUUUUGCUAUAGGUCCAACGAAGCUAGAGUGAUUUGUAAAGCUCGUUGCACUGAUGGUGAUAUGGAGUAUGAUACCAGCAGUUCUUAUGGUCACGUCCGUGUCUGUAUUAAUGGAACUUGGAGUCUUAUUUGUGCUUCUGGUCUAACUCGUCGUGAUGCUAACUUGAGCAGCGUACUCUGCUCUAGCCUUGGAUUCUCUCAAUAUGGAGCUACAUACAGUACCAGUUACAUUAAUAAUGGGUUUUACUUUUAUUUUGUUUAUGAUGUCAUUUGCAAUGGAAGCGAAAAGAAUGUCUUGGAUUGUCAGAGAGUCCUUUCAAAUGUUAGAAGCUGCUUUCAACCGGUCACAGUAUACUGUCAGAAAGAGGGGAUAGAGGCACCAGUCAACUGCUCUGAUGGUGAUAUAAGAUUGUAUGGAGGAGCUGCACCAAAUGAAGGAACUCUUCAUGUGUGCUCCAGCAAUUCAUGGAAUAGUGUUUGUUACAGCAGAUAUUAUACAGCCAGCACUAACGUUGUAUGUAAAGAGCUUGGAUAUACUCAAUACUAUAAUACGCGUACAAUUCAUAGAUUGACAAACUUCCAGUUUCCAAUUACAGUACAGCAUCGAGAAUGUCGUGGGUCUGAGGAAAGGUUUUCUGACUGUCCUGUUAGAUCUUUAAUCAGUCAUUCAACUCCUUGUGUUGUUGAUGCUGUCAACAUUACCUGCUCAGCACCUUGUGUUAAUGGCUCUGUACGCUUGGCUUAUCCUGAUAAUUAUUACUAUGGCCAAGUACUAGUCUGCAUUGGAGGAGUAUGGGGCUCCAUAUGCAGGAAUGAGUAUUGGAAUCAUGCUGAUGCCAGUGUAUUAUGUAAACAAUUAGGAUUCUCUCCUUAUGGUGCUAUAGCAUUGCCUUCCUCUCAAAAUGGAGAUGCUAAUUAUAUCUCUAUAUUAUCUGGACUCAACUGCACUGGGGAUGAAGCCAGCUUCACUGAUUGCAUAGUGGACAGCAAUGCUCCAGUUUGCUCUAGAUUUAACUAUGCUACAGUUAUAUGCCCUGUUCCAGCUGGUGAAUAUUCAAACUGCACUGAUGGAGAAGUGAUGCUAGUAGGAGGAGACACAGAGUACGAAGGAACGGUACAGAUCUGUCUUAAUCGUGCAUGGGGCACGGUCUAUCCAAAUAGCUGGAAUAUAAACUCUGCUCAAACUGUCUGCAACGUUUUGGGCUACACGGCAAUAGGUGCUUUGCCAACUCGUAAUGCAUUUCAUGGUCGUGGUACCGGCCCUGUCUUGUUUAGCUCUAUAGCUUGCAGUGGACCACAGCAGUCUGUAUUUGACUGUUCUGUAUCACUAAAUACCAUUGGAAGAGAACAUUAUAAUGAUGCUGGAAUUCAAUGUCAACCAUUCUGUAAUAGUGGCGAUGUAAGGAUAAUCCCUGAUAAUUCACGAAUGCCAAACGAAGGUGUUGUUGAAGUGUGCGUUAAUAGGACGUGGGGUACUAUUUGUGAUCGCUCAUGGAACACUACUGCUGCAAAUGUAAUCUGCAGGCAAUUAGGAUACUCUCCUACAGGUGCUAUCAUCAUUAGUAGUAGAUACUAUAAUGAUUAUAAACCAGUUCACAUUGGUGACAUCAACUGCACUGGCUCCGAAGGGAGUUUCACCAAUUGCUUACUGAAUUACACUACUCAAGCUGGUUGUACUGGCUUUUUCAAUGAUGCUAGAAUCAGAUGUGCAGUUCUACCAGAAACUAAUUGUACUGCUGGUAGUGUCAGACUUGUCGGUGGUAACACACCAGAGGAGGGAAGAGUCCAAAUUUGUUUCAACAAUCACUGGGGAGAGAUAUGUCCUUUAUCAUGGACUACACCAGACGCUCUAGUGGUCUGUAGGCAACUUGGCUUGCCAACAGUUGGUGCUUAUUUUACAACUGAAUUUGGGAAAGGAGAUAUACUGACAGUUAAUUUCACCACGGCAUAUGGCUGCCGGGGAAAUGAGCCCUCGCUGUCAAACUGCUCAUUUUCUGUAUCUCCAGCUUGUUCCUUAUUCACUUAUCAUGCAGGAGUCCAUUGUGAAGCUCAUUGCAGCAAUGGAGAUAUAAGGUUGAGAGCUGAUCAUAGAUACGAUAACUUUGGAAGAGUUGAAGUGUGUUUGAAUGGUACAUGGGGGACUGUGUGCACUAAUGGAUUUGAUAGCAAUAGUGCUAGUGUAGUCUGCAAUCAGCUUGGAUAUUCUCCUUAUGGUGCAAUAGCUAUGACUAGAUCAGAGAGUAUACUGCCUCACAAUAUUUAUAAUGUUUCUUGUACUGGAGAUGAGGAGUCAUUAUUAAACUGUACUUAUAGCACAAAACCAGUUGCUGGAUUAACAUGUGGAACUUCCGAUGAUGCAGCUGUUAUAUGUCAAGAUUUAAGUGUUGAAUAUUCAAAUUGUACUGAUAAUGAGAUCCAGUUAGUUAAUGGACCCUCACCUAACGAAGGAACUGUGCAAAUCUGUCAUAAUGGCGCCUGGGGAGUUCUUUGCUAUUACCGGUAUUCAAAUGCGAUAAAUCAGGCUGUGUGUAAUCAGCUAGGAUUUCAGACAGAAGGUAACUUUUUCCUUCUCUUUUUGUUUCAUAAUCUUUUUUAUUAUCUCAUUUAAGGUGCUGUGGCUACUUUUGGAAGAUACAGUAAUGUGCCUAUUCUAUACUCUUCUGUUGCCUGUCAGAGUACUGAUAAGUAUUUAAGUGACUGUA